AUGGAAAGGAAUUAUAGAAGUUUUUUGCCUAUUAGCAAUGUGUCACAGUACGAUUACAGUAGCGAUGACGAGUUCAGGAGCAGAGUGUCUCUGGAAUUGUGCCUGCCUGAAAAUCGUGAUGCUGCCAUGAAAUUACUCGCUGAUGACGACCGAAGCAGUUGCUUUAGGGUUUCCGUUAAGGGAUACGACACUUCGCUUGCUGAUGAUGAAAUCAAGCUUGCGUUGUUGAAACAUUUCUCUGUGUUAUGUGGAGGAGUCUUUGACGUUGUGGUUCCUGUAACAAAUCUUGUCGACAGAUGUGCUUUCGUGUAUCUUCUGACAGAAGACGCAGAAAAGCGUGCGUUGGCACUUGAUGGAAGUGAUGUGGGAGGAUGGAAAGCAAUUGUUCGGUCUUCACAGAGACAAAGAGAGUGUUUGCUUGAUCCUCAACAAGCUGAUAUUCUGAGAGCCGUUUACUAUCACAAACAAUGUAGCACUGCCAUUUGGGUUGAGGGAUAUGACAUUUGCCUUCCUGAGGAUGAAGUGAAGAAUGCAUUGAUUAAACAUUUCUGUUCAUGUGGAGUGAUCACAGAUUUGUCUAUUUGCCGAGACCCGCUGACUAAAACUCUCACUAGCAUGGCUUUUUUGUAUUUUUACGGACAAGAGGAAGUAGAGAAAGCAUUGGCACUUAACGGAAGCGACGUGGGAGGAUGGACUGUUGUUGUUAAGCCUAUACCCGGUUUGGAAAGAGGCCCUGAUCCCUGCAAUCUUCUUCAUAUCUAA
Arabis nemorensis is the source of this 762-nucleotide messenger RNA. The record is from the annotation of a GenBank genome assembly. NCBI's taxonomy places the organism in Eukaryota, Viridiplantae, Streptophyta, Magnoliopsida, Brassicales, Brassicaceae.